AUGACCGUCUCCCACAUCUCCAAGCUGUGGCAGCCUCUCAAGGUUGGCCGGACCACCAUCUCCCAACGCAUUGCCCUCGCGCCGCUCACUCGCUUCCGCAAUGAUGACAACCACGUCGCGACCGACAUCAUGGCGCAGUACUACGCCGAGCGCGGCUCCGUGCCCGGCACGCUUCUCGUGACCGAGGCCACCGGCGUCUCCCAGGCCUCCGAGGGUCAGCCCAACCUGCCCGCCGUCCACAGCGCCGCGCAGGCGAAGGCCUGGAAGAAGGUCUACGACGCCGUCCACGCCAAGGGCAGCGUCAUCUUCCAGCAGAUCUGGCAUCAGGGCCGUGCCGCCGACGCCGAGUACGUCGGCUCUCGCGGCUUCAAAUAUAGCUCCAGUUCCGCCAAGACCAUGCCCGGCCGCGACGUCGCCCCGGAGCCGCUGACCGAAGAGGAGAUCCUGACCAUCAUCGACGACUUCCGUUCCGCGGCGCGCAACGUCGUCGACGCCGGCGGCGACGGCGUCGAGAUCCACGGCGCCCACGGCUACCUGAUUGACCAGUUCACCUGCGACAGCGUCAACGAGCGCACUGAUAGAUGGGGCGGCUCGGUCGAGAACCGCGCCCGUUUCCUGCUCGAGAUCAUCAAGGCCGUCAGCGACGAGAUUGGCGCCGACCGCACCGCUCUGCGUCUCAGCCCCUUUGCUACCUUCCAGGACGCCUUUUCCUCCGACACCUGGGCGCAGACGGGCUACAUCCUGGACCAGAUCAAGUCCCGCGGGCACAAUCUCGCCUACCUGUCUUUCGUCGAGCCUCGCGGCGACCCCCAGGUUCUCUUCAUCGGACCUAACAAGGUCGACCCCUUUGCUGGCGGCGAAAAGUCCCUCAAGUACUUCCUCCGCAAGUGGGACAAUUUCAGCCCCGUGAUUGUCGCUGGCGCGUACGAUCUCGAAGGUGCCGCUCCUGCUGUUGACGAGGAAUACCCCGAGUGGGAUGUCAUUGUUGCGUAUGGACGCCCCUUCAUCUCCAACCCGGAUCUGGUGUUCCGCAUCAAGAACCAGAUCCCGUUCUCGGAAUACAACAGAAAGACAUUCUACCUUCCCAAGGUGGCCACGGGCUACAUUGACUAUCCGUUCAGCGAGCAGGCAAUCAAGGCCGGUCUCGGUCCUCUGAGGGCUGAGAUCAAGCUGUGA
Messenger RNA from Cordyceps fumosorosea ARSEF 2679, 1176 nucleotides. RefSeq names its product NADH:flavin oxidoreductase/NADH oxidase family protein. NCBI's taxonomy places the organism in Eukaryota, Fungi, Ascomycota, Sordariomycetes, Hypocreales, Cordycipitaceae. The record is from RefSeq and is a predicted model, not a curated record. The coding region runs from base 1 to 1176 and encodes 391 amino acids. Gene Ontology annotation, molecular function: NADPH dehydrogenase activity; FMN binding. The transcript has a single exon.